ACCGCUUCAAGAAAUCCGUUAGGCGCAUAAAAGUCUUGGCCUUCUCUCUUUACACUAAACUGUAACUCAGAAUAUCUUCGCCCUUUCUCUGCCCCAAAAAUAAAACCCCCAAAAUCUCCAAAUCCUUUCAGAGAAAUUCGAACUUUACGCUUUUUUGCAGGGCAAGGAUCAUCCAAAAGAUUGAAGAUGGUAAUUUAGUGAAGUAGGCAAAAACAGUGAAAGAAAGGUCAGGGUUAGUGGAAGAAGUAGAGUAGAACCGGAGAAGCAGAAGGCAUUGACUGAAACGAUGUCGGCUUUGGCGGAAAAGGCAGAUUCGCCAUUGAAGAAGAAGCCACCGAGCUGGUCGGACAUUUGGCUCAAAAACACCAAGCCGUUGAAGCAUGUGGUGUUCACUAUGCCCCUUCAGUCUUUAUCUCCGAAAGACCCCAAAUCCCAAACCUUAAUCCCAACUUUCGCCAACAUUGAUCGAACCCUUCUCUUGUCCGACGAGCUCCUCCUACAAAUCCUUCCAAAGCUGCCGCAUUUGCAACGGAACCCUAACUCCCUCGUCUGCAAGCGGUGGCUCAAUCUCCAAGGCCGCCUUAUACGGUCCUUAAAGAUCCUGGAUUGGGAUUUUCUUGAAUCUGGGCGGUUAUUCACGAGGUUUCCCAACUUGACCCACGUGGAUUUGCUCAACGGCUGUUUGUUAUCGCCGCGAGAUUCUGGGAUUCUGUUGACUCAUCGGCUGGUUUCUAUGCAAAUGGGUUCUGGAUUUUGUUCUAAUCGCAAGUUUCUGGAAGAAGAUCUAUUGCCUGUCGAAGUUGUUGACAAAGGGCUGCAAGCACUUGCCAAUGGCUGUCCAAAUCUUCGAAGGCUUGUGGUGAUUAACGCCAGUGAGUUGGGACUGCUAACGGUGGCCGAAGAAUGUUUGACUUUGCAAGAAUUGGAGUUACACAAGUGCAACGACAACGUUUUACGUGGGAUUGCGGCGUGUGAGAAUUUGCAAAUCGUGAAACUCGUUGCCAACGUUGAUGGACUCUAUAGUUCGUCGGUUACCGACAUUGGUUUAACCAUCCUAGCUCAAGGGUGUAAAAGGUUGGUUAGGCUUGAGCUUAGUGGAUGCGAAGGGAGUUUUGAUGGGAUUAAAGCGAUUGGGCAAUGCUGUUUGAUGCUUGAAGAAUUGACUAUUUGUGAUCAUAAAAUGGAUGAUGGAUGGUUGGCUGGGUUGUCUUACUGUGAGAACUUGAAGACUUUGAAGUUACUGUCUUGUAAGAGGAUUGAUCGGAGUCCGGGCCGCGAUGAGUAUUUGGGGUUUUGUCCUGCUCUCGAACGGUUGCAUUUGCAGAAAUGUCAGUUGCGGAGCAAGAAGAGUGUGAGAGCACUGUUUAGAGUAUGCGAAGCUGUGAGAGAGAUUGUUAUUCAGGACUGCUGGGGAUUGGAUAAUGAUAUGUUCAGGUUUGCAAGUGUUUGCAGGAGAGUGAAGCUGCUAUCUUUAGAAGGAUGCUCGUUGUUGACAACUGAAGGUCUGGAAGCGGUGAUUCUUUCAUGGCAGGACCUUGAAAAUCUUAUAGUGGUAUCAUGCAAGAACAUAAAUGAAAGCGGCAUAUCUCCUGCACUUGCAACUUUGUUCUCCAUUCUGAAAGAGUUGAGGUGGAGGCCGGAUGUGAAAUCACUGCUUGCAUCGAGUCUUGUAGGAACCGGCAUGGGAAAGAAAGGUGGUAGAUUUUUCAAGAGGACAUAAGGUGCAGAAUUUCACUGCUGAUGUUACUCUACUUCUAACUUUGUAAGAUAAAGAGUUUCUGUAAGACCAAUAAGGUGGGGUAUUAACUAGGUUGGCCAACAAAACAGAGGGUGCUCAUGUGACUCUCAAAUGUGGAUGUACUCUUUUAUUACGGAAAACACUUCAUUAUCUGCAUUCUGGAAUUUUAAUGUCUGUACCCUGUAAACAGCAUUAUAUUUAUUCUUUUCCUUUUAAUCUUUCCUUUAUUUCGUA
This is a messenger RNA of Gossypium raimondii (Peruvian cotton), 1972 nucleotides long. Its product is annotated as F-box protein At5g07670. The transcript is spliced from 2 exons. The record is from RefSeq and is a predicted model, not a curated record. Gene Ontology annotation, cellular component: SCF ubiquitin ligase complex. NCBI's taxonomy places the organism in Eukaryota, Viridiplantae, Streptophyta, Magnoliopsida, Malvales, Malvaceae. Bases 287 to 1720 code for a protein of 477 amino acids. Gene Ontology annotation, biological process: SCF-dependent proteasomal ubiquitin-dependent protein catabolic process. Gene Ontology annotation, molecular function: protein binding.